UUGUGAGACAACAGUGCGGUCAUGUUUUGUGCGUUUCAAUUGUUGAGCAGAGCCUGUUGAAGGUACAGACACGCUCAUGGACUCAUACAUCUCCUGUUGCUGGCUAGUGCUCUACCUUUUCUUUGGCGGUGGUUCUACAGUAACCAUCCAAGGCUAUGUCGGUGACGUUGUGACCCUAACAUGUAAGUAUGACGCCCGGCAUUAUGGUACGCUCUCUGUCUGCUGGGGUCGUGGUCACAUCCCCAACAGCGGCUGUGGCAAUGAGGUCCUCAGGACGGAGGGAGUCAAAGUGACCCACAGGGCUUCGGUCCGGUACAAUCUCCAGGGUGAUCUGAGGGCAGGGGAUGUCUCUCUGACCAUCACCCAAGCACAGGUGAAGGAUUCUGGGUUAUAUGGCUGCCGUGUGGAUAUACCUGGAUGGUUCAAUGACCAGAAACACCAUCUGGCACUCGUCAUCAAGCCCGCUCCUGAAACAACCCCUGAACCGUGGAUCUCUAGAGAGAGCACAACAGUUGGCUACGCUAAAGCUCCUGAAACAACCCCUGAACCGUGGAUCUCUAGAGAGAGCACAACAGUUGGCUACGCUAAAGCUCCUGAAACAACCCCUGAACCGUGGAUCUCUAGAGAGAGCACAACAGUUGGCUACGCUAAAGAGCAAACCACAACAAUGCAGACAACAAUGGGUUUGUCAGUACCUCCAGACCCUCCCAGAGUGGCAAUCCAAGAAAUAUCAGCUAGGUCCAUCUCUGUAUGGUGGAGCGCUGGCUUCGAUGGAAACACCCCCAUCACAGGUUUCCACCUGGAAUGCAAGAGCCAAUCGGACUCCUGGGUAGAUGGAGUACGAGGCAGCAAUAUUCUGCCUUGGAAGAGAGAGACCGCUGUCAAUGACCUGCGACCCUUUUACACCUACAACAUCCGCAUGUUCACCAAGAACGACAUGGGCUUGAGUAAACCCAGCAACGAGCUCACCAUCACCACUAAGGAAUCAGCCCCUGAUGGUCCCCCACAGGAUGUGAAGCUUGAAGCCCUUUCCUCCCACAGCAUCAGAGUCACAUGGAGGGCCCCUGAGUUGUCCCUCCAGAACGGGCUGAUCCGGGGCUACCAGCUCCGCUACGGUGAGUACAGUCCCCAAGAACGGCUUCCUGUCAGGGUGGUGCAUCUGAUGGACGGAUCAGAGAGCUUCACCAUGAACAGCCUGCAGGAGGCGACAAAGUACAGUGUGACGCUGCACACCAUCAACAGAGCAGGCCUGGGGCCGUCUUCACAGGAGCAUGUCUGCUCCACUCUGACUAAUGAUGAUCAGCAGCAUAUGACAACAACUCAAGCAACAACAGCACUUCAGACAGAACAUUCAACCUCAACCAUUGCGACAACAACAUCUUCAACUGAGACAUGGCUGCUUGUCACUGACAGUCCCACUCAAGGUCAGAGGGUAGACGACUUCUCAACUACUAGAGCACUAAGUAACUCUACGACUGACCCAGCAUUGAGUAAAAAAGAACAGAGCGGUCAUCUUGUUGCCAUCCUAGUGCCAGUGCUGGUGCUGGGGCUGCUUGUUGUCAUGGCGAUCAUAUGGCAAUUUAGGCGUACCACAUUGAAAAAAGGCAACUGGAAAAUAUUAUGGAAGAACAACGACUUUCUGUCCUUCGGGGACUCCGAGCCAGCACUGUAGAGACCUCUGGGAUGUUAGAAUUCCAAUCAAGAUCAUGCAGUGGUCACCGUGGGGUUAACAUAAAGAGUAAGAUGAUAUAUAUGAUGUCAACUAUGCCAUAGUGAUAGGAAGUGUUACUAAUCGACCGGGGCCUCCCACUGAACUGAUAUUGAAAGAGUACUUAUCUUACAAUGAGAUCAACUGCAAUGUACACGAUGUGGCGUUUGUGUGCACAUGUUAAUAAAUGCUUGCUUAUA
This is a messenger RNA of Oncorhynchus nerka (sockeye salmon), 1908 nucleotides long. Its product is annotated as T-cell immunoglobulin and mucin domain-containing protein 4-like. The record is from RefSeq and is a predicted model, not a curated record. Gene Ontology annotation, molecular function: protein binding; phosphatidylserine binding. Lineage: Eukaryota; Metazoa; Chordata; Actinopteri; Salmoniformes; Salmonidae. Gene Ontology annotation, biological process: apoptotic cell clearance; cytoskeletal rearrangement involved in phagocytosis, engulfment. The coding region runs from base 77 to 1672 and encodes 531 amino acids. The transcript is spliced from 16 exons.